Fusarium redolens is the source of this 914-nucleotide messenger RNA. RefSeq names its product bulb-type lectin domain-containing protein. The record is from RefSeq and is a predicted model, not a curated record. The transcript has 2 exons. NCBI's taxonomy places the organism in Eukaryota, Fungi, Ascomycota, Sordariomycetes, Hypocreales, Nectriaceae. The coding region runs from base 150 to 800 and encodes 216 amino acids.
GGCAGGGUCAUCACUGCAACUGUUGCCUCAAGGCAUCCAGCUUGGCCCUUGCAUAGCCCCGAGAAUCAGGACGAUGGUUAGUCGCGGGACUGUGAUUGCGUCACACCGGGAUGCAUCUGAGUUAACCUGGCCCACGGCUCAGUAGAAUCAUGGACGAGCUUUGCACAUCUCUUCUGCCGUGUCUCACAGACUCUGCACUGGAGACCGAAAAUGGCAUCCGUGUUUCUGUAUGGACGCCAUUUCGUCAGUUCGAUGAGGGGUUGAGUUACACGUCACAACGCAUGAUAUCGGCAUCUUUCGUAGUUCAAGGACGGUUGCCUGAGAAUCAGACAGACAGCUUUCCUAGUAUAAAGUUACUUGCACCUCUCGAACCAGUCUUGACUCAACCAUCAUCCCUAUACGAUCUCACUAUCUACCUCAAGACUUCACAGACCAUCACAAUGCCCGGCGACAGACUCAACAACGGCGAAUGGCUCCUUGCUGGCAACAGCCUUUGGAGUGAGGACGGCUCUGUAGAAUGCCGUAUGCAAGACGACGGCAAGCUCGCUGUCUACCACGGCGACUACUGCGCCUGGCAGAGCACCGAUGAGCAGGAUUGGAACCCUCAAGGCGUCAAGAUGCAAGAAGACGGUAACCUCGUCAUCUACGACAAUUCUGGUACUGGACAUGCUACUUGGCAUACCAAUACCUCUGCGGGCAAGGGAAAUGACUCAACUUAUCUCAUUAUUCAGAAUGAUGGUAACCUUGUGCUCUACAAUGAGGGUGAAGUUCCCAUCUGGGCGGCAGCCAGCAACAAAUAGAUGCAACGUCAGGCAAACAAACGGAGACUUUGGCAUUUGGACUGUUACGAUCUGUCUUACCUCGGAACUAGAUAGCAAUUCAAGGAACUCACGAGGAUAUGACCUCGCAAUCCG